AGGAGCAGCGGCAGCAGCAGCAGCAGGAGGCGAUAGCUGCCAGCCGAGGAGGCGCGGCGGAGAGGGGACUGCGGUCAGCUGCGUCCACUCGGGGCUGCGCGGCGGUCCCGCGCCCGGCGAUGUUCCCGGGCAGUCUCUGAGUAGCAGCAGCUUGCCCCCCGCCCGCUAGCCCACCCUGGUGUCCGGCUCGCUUGCUGGCUGGCGCGGCCCCGGCCCCGCUCUGCGUCGGCCCCGCCGCGGUGGAGGCACGCGAGAGGGACGCGGCCGGGGAUGAGCGGAUUGCGGGUGAACUCGCCGCCCGGGGGCCCCGCGAGACCGUAAGCCGCUGCUUUUCUCCGAGUCGCCGCCCUGCCCUUGGAUUUGAGAUCAUGUCCAUCCACAUCGUGGCGCUGGGGAACGAGGGGGACGCGUUCCACCAGGACAACCGGCCGUCGGGUCUCAUCCGCACUUACCUGGGGAGAAGCCCUCUGGUCUCGGGGGACGAGAGCAGCUUGUUGCUGAACGCGGCCAGCACGGUCGCGCGUCCAGUGUUCACCGAGUAUCAGGCCAGUGCGUUUGGGAAUGUCAAACUGGUGGUCCACGACUGUCCCGUCUGGGACAUAUUUGACAGUGAUUGGUACACUUCUCGAAAUCUAAUUGGGGGCGCUGACAUCAUUGUGAUCAAAUACAACGUUAAUGACAAGUUUUCAUUCCAUGAAGUAAAGGAUAAUUAUAUUCCAGUGAUAAAAAGAGCAUUAAAUUCAGUUCCAGUAAUUAUUGCUGCUGUUGGUACCAGACAAAAUGAAGAAUUACCUUGUACAUGCCCACUAUGUACGUCAGACAGAGGGAGCUGUGUUAGUACAACCGAAGGGAUCCAACUUGCAAAAGAACUAGGAGCGACCUAUCUUGAACUCCACAGCCUUGAUGACUUCUACAUAGGAAAGUAUUUUGGAGGAGUGUUGGAGUAUUUUAUGAUUCAAGCCUUAAAUCAGAAGACAAGUGAAAAAAUGAAGAAAAGAAAAAUGAGCAACUCGUUUCAUGGAAUUAGACCACCUCAACUUGAACAACCAGAAAAAAUGCCUGUCUUAAAGGCCGAAGCAUCACAUUAUAACGCUGACCUAAAUAACUUGCUGUUCUGCUGCCAGUGUGUGGACGUGGUAUUUUACAACCCCAAUUUAAAGGAAGUUGUAGAGGCCCACAAGAUCGUUCUCUGCGCUGUAAGCCAUGUUUUCAUGCUGCUUUUCAAUGUGAAGAGUCCCACUGACAUUCAGGAUUCCAGUAUCAUCCGAACUACCCAGGAUCUCUUUGCUAUAAACAGAGAUACUGCAUUUCCAGGUGCUAGCCAGGAAUCUUCAGGCAACCCACCAUUACGAGUCAUUGUUAAAGACGCCGUCUUCUGUUCUUGUUUAUCAGACAUCCUUCGCUUCAUUUAUUCAGGUGCUUUUCAGUGGGAAGAAUUGGAAGAAGAUAUCAGGAAGAAGUUGAAAGAUUCUGGGGAUGUUUCAAAUGUAAUCGAGAAAGUUAAAUGCAUUUUAAAAACACCAGGAAAGAUUAAUUGCCUAAGGAAUUGCAAAACCUAUCAAGCCAGAAAACCUCUGUGGUUUUAUAACACUUCACUCAAGUUUUUCCUUAAUAAGCCGAUGCUUGCCGAUGUUGUCUUCGAAAUUCAAGGUACGACAGUGCCAGCCCACAGGGCCAUCCUGGUGGCCCGUUGUGAAGUGAUGGCAGCCAUGUUUAAUGGUAAUUACAUGGAAGCAAAGAGUGUCCUGAUUCCCGUUUAUGGUGUUUCCAAAGAGACUUUCUUGUCAUUUUUAGAAUACCUGUACACAGACUCCUGCUGCCCAGCUGGCAUAUUCCAGGCCAUGUGUCUCCUGAUCUGUGCCGAGAUGUACCAAGUGUCCAGACUGCAGCACAUCUGUGAGCUGUUCAUCAUUACCCAGCUGCAGAGCAUGCCAAGCAGGGAACUGGCAUCCAUGAACCUUGAUAUAGUUGACCUGCUCAAAAAGGCCAAGUUUCACCACUCUGAUUGCCUUUCAACCUGGCUACUUCAUUUCAUUGCUACUAACUACCUCAUCUUCAGUCAGAAGCCUGAAUUUCAGGAUCUUUCAGUGGAGGAACGCAGUUUUGUUGAAAAGCACAGAUGGCCGUCGAAUAUGUACUUGAAGCAGCUUGCGGAAUACAGGAAGUAUAUUCACUCCCGGAAAUGUCGUUGCUUAGUAAUGUAACCUGGAGCUUUUAUAUACUGCAUUUCUUUUUUAUUAUUAUGAAGAAUGGGAUACUUCCAGGUUCCAGUAAAACUCUUCCGACUGAAACCAAUGUGGGUGUUAGAAAAAUUACCAUAUAGCUUAAUAUGUUCAUCAGUUCUCUUUGGGAAAAAACUACCAUUGUGGUCUUAAAAAGGGAACAAAAUAUACCAUAGGCUAAAACUAAGGCUUUCACUCUAGAAUGCAAAGCUGUUUUGCAGCUAUGUUUUCCCUUAAAGAUGUCCUGUUGCUUUAGUGAUAUUUAGACCCCUCUCAGUUAAGAAGUGCUUAAAUUUAAAAAAAAAAUUAUAUAGGAUUAAUACAGAAAUUUUAUCAUGUCUGAUUAAUUGCUCUAUUAAAAUAAGGGGCAUUUAAAGACCCAGCAUAACUAUUUGUAUGAUGAGAAAUCUGGGGGAAAACCAAUCAGUCCAACAUGAGAUUUUAGGAGUAGUAAUUUACCUGCCCCUUGGAAAGUGAAAUGCCACUUGGUUCCCAAUUGGUGACAGUGUUUGAAUCAUCAUAAAAAAACUUCUGCUUUUCACCUGGACAACCCAACUGAGCCACUUUGUCUCCUUUUGGCAAUCUGAGUAGGCAGGGAACCUAGGCAGGGCUGGCUUUCUUAGCAUGUAACUUGUGUAGCAGCACAGGGCCCACACUUAGAAGGACCCCGCACUUGGUUCAAGGCUCUGCUAUAGCGGAAAUUCUUAAUGAUGUUUGAAGAAGGGUCCCACGAUUUCAUUUUGUGCUGAGCCCUCAAAAUUAUGUCUAUUUCCUGGCAGGAAAUAUCCUAUGUUUUCUUGCUCAAACAGCUUUCUCUGAGCAGAAAAGAGGCACUGAUAUAAAGGGAAGAGAAGGAGGCUCACCAGAGGGAAGAGAACAUAGUAAAAAUUCCCGCCUUUGGGGAGGUCUGAACCACCCAGGGCCCCCACUGCCACCUCGGCUGGCAAGGGAGAAAUGUGUUGUGUUGUCUUAGCUUUAAAACAGUCACAGUUCUUGCUCUAUCAUAGAUGAACAAAUACUUUCUUGAUCAUUUUGUAAGACCAGGAGGUUGGUAAGAGUGACUAACCAGCCUAACUUUAAUACACAUAUAUAAAGAUGCUCUCAGAGAAAGAUGCUCUGUAGAGAAUUGGCUACUGAAGUUGGCUCAAGAAUUUUUUUUAGUGUUAUUUACCAAGAUUAGGACGUCAGUGGCUUAAAUUCUUUGAAUUCUUCUCAAGGACUACAAGAUUAUUUGAUAAAGAGUAGCAUGAAUGUUGUCCUCUAAGAUUACACAGUAAGUUCAAAGAAAAGAUAUACGUCAAAGGCUUGUUAUGUAGAGGGAGAAUGGACUGGGAUAGAGGACAGAAUGAUAGUUUCUUCCUUUCAUAUCACAUGUAUAGAGAAAUAAUUAUAUCAGAAACUCAAACCUAGAGAUGGAAAAACAGAUUACUGUCUAUUGUCAGCAUCAUUUUAAUCUGUAAGUCAGUACUGGAAUAUGUUUUUCUUUUAAUUUCCAGUGACUUUAGAAUACACACAGUUUUUCCAACUUUUCAAAAUUUUGACUAAAUGGUUUUAUAGUAUAUUGUUGGGACCCCAUACCGUUAGCCCUUGUGUGUAUACCAACACUGCCAAAGUGAAACAUUAGGCCAGGCAUGGUGGCUGAGGCCUGUAAUAACAGCAUUUUGGGAGUCUGAGGCAGGUGGAU
Macaca mulatta (Rhesus monkey) is the source of this 3906-nucleotide messenger RNA. RefSeq names its product Rho related BTB domain containing 3 (gene RHOBTB3). Gene Ontology annotation, molecular function: GTPase activity; GTP binding; protein binding. Lineage: Eukaryota; Metazoa; Chordata; Mammalia; Primates; Cercopithecidae. The record is from RefSeq and is marked provisional.